This is a messenger RNA of Zea mays, 490 nucleotides long. RefSeq names its product carotenoid 9,10(9',10')-cleavage dioxygenase. Gene Ontology annotation, molecular function: carotenoid dioxygenase activity. Gene Ontology annotation, cellular component: chloroplast stroma. The transcript is spliced from 5 exons. The record is from RefSeq and is a predicted model, not a curated record. Lineage: Eukaryota; Viridiplantae; Streptophyta; Magnoliopsida; Poales; Poaceae. Gene Ontology annotation, biological process: carotene catabolic process. Bases 1 to 480 code for a protein of 159 amino acids.
AUGGAGGCGUGCACUCGAGAGAGAGAUGGCAAAGCAAAGCUUAACUGGUUAAGCUUUCUAAUUUGCCACUUCGUUGAAAACAUAAAGCAGCGAUAUGUCUACUGCACUAUACUUGACAGCAUUGUGAAGGUGACUGGCAUCAUAAAGUUUGAUCUACAUGUUGAACCGGAAAGUGGUAGGAAAGAACUUGAAGUGGGAGGAAAUGUACAAGGCAUAUAUGACCUGGGACCUGAUAUAUUUGGUUCAGAGGCGAUUUUUGUUCCCAAACAUCCAGGUGUGUCUGGAGAAGAAGAUGACGACUAUUUGAUAUUCUUUGUACACGACGAGAACACAGGGAAAUCUGAAGUAAAUGUUAUCGAUGCAAAGACAAUGUCUGCUGAUCCAGUUGCGGUGGUUGAGCUUCCUAAUAGGGUCCCUUAUGGAUUCCAUGCCUUCUUUGUAACCGAGGACCAACUGGCUCGACAGGCGGAGGGGCAGUGAAGAUACGACA